Molecule: messenger RNA, 4286 nt
Organism: Melospiza georgiana
Lineage: Eukaryota; Metazoa; Chordata; Aves; Passeriformes; Passerellidae
Gene: HCN3
Product: hyperpolarization activated cyclic nucleotide gated potassium channel 3
Exons: 8
Coding region: 1-2793 (930 amino acids)
Biological process (GO): transmembrane transport; potassium ion transport
Cellular component (GO): membrane
Molecular function (GO): voltage-gated potassium channel activity
Source: RefSeq, a predicted model, not a curated record
AUGGAGGCGGCGCCGCGGCGGAGCCCCGAGCCGCGGGAGAAGCCGCCGGUGCUGGACGGGGAGGCGGCGGGGGCGCCCGCGGGGGCGUCGGGCGCGGCCCCGGCCUCGCCGGCGGCGACGGAGCAGAUCGUGGCGGAGGGCGAGGCGGCGGCGGCGGGCACGUUCGUGCAGCGGCAGCUCGGGGCGAUGCUGCAGCCCGCCGUGAACAAGUUCUCGCUGCGCAUGUUCGGCAGCCACCGGGCCGUGGAGAUCGAGCGGCAACGGGUGAAGUCGGCGGGCGCCUGGAUUAUCCAUCCCUACAGCGACUUCAGGUUUUACUGGGACCUCAUCAUGCUGCUCCUGAUGGUGGGGAAUUUGAUCAUCCUGCCCGUGGGCAUCACCUUCUUCAAGGAUGAGAACACCCCUCCCUGGAUCGUUUUCAACGUGCUGUCGGACACUUUCUUCUUGGCUGACCUGGUGCUGAACUUCCGGACAGGCAUCGUGGUGGAGGACAACACGGAGAUCAUCCUCGACCCUCACACCAUCAAGAUGAAGUACUUGAAGAGCUGGUUCCUGGUGGACUUCAUCUCCUCCAUCCCUGUGGACUACAUUUUCCUCAUCGUCGACCUGGAGACCCAGGUGGACUCCGACGUCUACAAGACGGCGCGGGCGCUGCGCAUCGUGCGCUUCACCAAGAUCCUCAGCCUGCUGCGCCUGCUGCGCCUCUCGCGCCUCAUCCGCUACAUCCACCAGUGGGAGGAGAUCUUCCACAUGACGUACGACCUGGCCAGCGCCGUGGUGAGGAUCUUCAACCUCAUCGGGAUGAUGCUGCUGCUGUGCCACUGGGAUGGCUGCCUCCAGUUCCUGGUGCCCAUGCUGCAGGACUUCCCCGAGGACUGCUGGGUCUCCAAGAACCGCAUGGUGAACGACUCGUGGGGCAAGCAGUACUCGCACGCCCUGUUCAAGGCCAUGAGCCACAUGCUGUGCAUCGGCUACGGGCAGCAGGCGCCCGAGGGCAUGACCGACGUGUGGCUCACCAUGCUCAGCAUGAUCGUGGGGGCCACCUGCUACGCCAUGUUCAUCGGCCACGCCACCGCCCUCAUCCAGUCGCUGGACUCGUCCCGCCGCCAGUACCAGGAGAAGUACAAGCAAGUGGAGCAGUACAUGUCAUUCCACAAGCUGCCCGGGGACACGCGCCAGCGCAUCCACGAGUACUACGAGCACCGCUACCAGGGCAAGAUGUUCGAUGAGGAGAACAUCCUGGGGGAGCUCAGCGAGCCCCUCAAAGAGGAAAUCAUCAACUUCAACUGCCGCAACCUGGUGGCCAACAUGCCCCUGUUUGCCAACGCCGACCCCAACUUUGUGACGGCCAUGCUGACCAAGCUGCGCUUCGAGGUCUUCCAGCCCGGCGACUUCAUCAUCCGUGAGGGCACCGUGGGCAAAAAGAUGUACUUCAUCCAGCACGGCGUGGUCAGCAUCCUCACCAAGGGCAACAAGGAGACCAAGCUGUCUGAUGGCUCCUACUUUGGGGAGAUCUGCCUGCUGACGCGGGGCAGGCGCACGGCCAGCGUCAGAGCCGACACCUACUGCCGCCUCUACUCCCUGGCCGUGGACAACUUCAACGAGGUGCUGGAGGAGUACCCCAUGAUGAGGAGAGCCUUCGAGACCGUGGCCAUGGACCGCCUGGACCGCAUAGGCAAGAAGAACUCCAUCCUGCUCCGCAAGCGAGCCGAGCACAGCUCGGGGCCCCUGAACACCGAGAUGAUCCAGCAGAUCGUGAAGCACGACCAGGACAUGGCCCACAACAUCCAGGACCUGCAGCAGAUGGCGAUGGGCCGGGAGCUGAGCGGCAAGCCGGUGAUUUGGGAGCCCCUGGUGCACGCACCCCUGCAGACGGCCGCCGCCACCACCAACGUGGCCAUCGCGCUGACCCACCAGCACAGCCUGCAGGCUCACAUCUUCCUGCCGCCCUCCUCCAUCUCCAGCCCGCUCUCUCCCGAGGCCACGCUGCUCGCCAAGCCCGUGCGCCGCUCCCAGCCCAGCCUGGGCGGCUCCCGGCCCUCGUCGGUCGGCUCGCCCUCCGGGGCUCCGUCCCACCUGCACACACCGGCCGCCGGCUCGCCUUCCUCGCCCAUGGUCCAGCCCCAGGUACCGCUGGAGAGCGGCGGGGCCCAGAGACCCAGCUCGGGGGCUCAGCCGCUUCCCCGCUCGGCGCAGAGGGCGGAGGUGGCAGCGGGGCCCAAGCAGCCCCCGGGCGGCCCCCAGCCCCAGCUCUCCCGCUCCCGCGGCGCCUCGGUGUCCACCUCGCUGCUGCAGCAAGCGGCGGGCGCCGCGUCCCCCAGCUCCGAGCAGGCGCUGCCGCCGGGGAGAACGCUGCACUACAGCCUGUCCCGAGCCACCGGCUCGCACAUCUCGCUCCUGAUGCAUCCCCAGCAGCUGGUGAAGCACAGGAGCAUCCAGGGGCUGCCGGUGGGGCGGCUCACGCAGGAUGUCCGGCUCCUUUCCGCCUCGCAGCCUUCCCUGCCCAACAAAGUGGCGCAGCAAGCCGACGGCAGCUCCUUGAAGCAGGGCAGGAAAUCUGCGGGGAACCUGGCCCGCAGGUCCUCGCCCUCGGUGGCCGGACUGCUGGCCAAGCCGUGCUCGGGGGUGGCGGCGCACUCGCAGCCCCCGGGGCCGCUGCCUCAGCCCGGCCGCUCCGCGCCGCAGUCGCCGGGCCCCGCGUCCCGGCCGGCGGCCGCUCCCUCCCGCAAGGGCUCCGUGGCCUUCAGCCCCGAGGUGGAAACGGCGAAGUCCAAACUCCCGUCCAACAUGUGAGUCCUGUUGGCGGCCGCACGGGCAGGAAGGGAGGCGGGAGAAGCAGAGCAUCAGCCCCGCCGGCUCGGAGGGGAAAUGAGGUGAGAGGCAGCAGCCGGGGCCGUGGAGGGGCUGGUUCAGGCACGGGGACGCGGCAGGGAUGGGCAUGGGGCCGGCUGGAUGAGGAGGGGGCUCUGCUGAGUGCCCCUCCUUGCUCAUCACCAUCUGGGAGUUCUGCCCUCCUGCCGGAGGCAUAGGGCAGGUCAGAUUGCCCCAAACUCUGGCCUCUCUGGGGAGCUCAGCUCCCCAAAGCUGCCCCUCGGGGGGCUGGGCCCCCCACGCUCCAUGCCGUGUGUCCCACAGCCUGUCCUCGGGGCCAGGCUGACGAUGGCAGCUCCUCCAGCUUGUCCUCUGUCACAGCAGGGGCUGCCCGAUGCCCACCUCGGUCCCCAGACUGCUCUGCCCAGCCCCUGCCCAGCCCCUUUGCCUUCAGGGCGAGGAGGCAGAGGCACCCCCUGGUUCCUCUGCCAGGGUGGAGGGAGGAGGCUGGAGCCCAUGGCCCGGGGCGUGGGGGCCCAGGGGCGGCGCUCCCCCUUCCCAGAGUGCCAGGACCACCUGGGGGUCCUGGGCAGGGCUCCCCUGGUGUGACGAGUGCCAAGGGGCAGCGCCCCAGUCCCUCUCCCCUGCUGGUGGGACCGUUUUGCCUCAGAGGUGCUGAGUGCCAGCGAGGUUGGGGUGUGCUGCUGGGCAGGGCUCUGCCCCACACCCGGGCACUGAAUGGGGGCAGCCUGGGGGGGAUUCUGCUGCCUGCAGCUCCCAGGAGGAUGCUCAGAGGGUCAGUCCAAGGGGAACCCUCUGUGGCUCCAGGAGGAUGUCCAGGUCAUCUGGGAUGACCCUUCUGUGGCUCCAGGAGGAUGCUCAGAGGGUCACCUGCAGGGCCCCCACUGCCUGUGGCUGCAGGAGGAUGCCCAGCCCGGGCUCUGCUCCCCUGCCCUGCCCUGUCCCCUGGAGAUGCCACUCACCGGUGCCACAGGAGCUGUCACAAAGAGAUGCCAAUCCCUGGGUGACAUGUGGGGGCUGUGGGGUCACCCCCCCCAUCCAACAGAUGUCCCAAAUCCCCCCUCCCCGGAGACAGUAGUGUGCAAUGUGUGUGCGAGUCGUGGCUCUGCCAAGCAGCCCAGCUCUGCUUCCAGCGUCGCUUCGGGCCAGCCGUGUUCAGUCCUGGUUAGAGUAGUGUCCCCUCCGUCCCCACCGCGCUGUGCCAGCUGCUUCCCCCUCCCGGAGCCAGGAACCGUGGCUUGUCUUCGGGCGAGGUCUCGUUCCCCUCGGUAAUUCCCCAAGUGAGAGAUCCCCUUCUCCACCCUCGCGGUUCGGGGAGAGCACUCCGGAGCGCGGGGCUGCUCUGGGAGCACCAGCCCAGCAGGAAUCCCGGCAGGGGAUGUCCUACACUGCCUUUUUUUCCCCUCUCUCCAUGGAUUUCAAUCCCCCUGCCCCGCUCACAUCCCGCUCCAUCC